This is a messenger RNA of Daphnia magna, 495 nucleotides long. RefSeq names its product zinc finger BED domain-containing protein DAYSLEEPER. Gene Ontology annotation, molecular function: protein dimerization activity. Bases 1 to 471 code for a protein of 156 amino acids. The record is from RefSeq and is a predicted model, not a curated record. The transcript is spliced from 2 exons. NCBI's taxonomy places the organism in Eukaryota, Metazoa, Arthropoda, Branchiopoda, Diplostraca, Daphniidae.
AUGGAGGAGUGUUUGCCAGCUGACAGCGAAACAACGAUUGAUAGUGAUCCCAAACCCAAACACGGAAGUUCAAAAUCCAAGACGGACCAUUCUUUCAUAGCUGCUAUUAUAUCCACAAAAACUACUGAAUCAAAAGCAGAUGAAUUGAAACAGUAUGUGAAUGAGGAGACCGAGCCCAGUAACUGUGAUCCGACCGAUAUACUAAGUUACUGGGACCAAAGGUCUAAAAGAUGGCCUAAAUUAUCAAACAUGGCUAGAGAUAUGUUAAGCAUUCCAGCCACUAGUGCAGGCAGUGAGAGGGCGUUCAGCACUGGAAAAGAUUGUUUUGGAAUUGCUAGGAUGAGCCUUAAUUCCGAGACUGUUGAAGCCCUCAUCUGCUUGCGCUCAUGGUUUAAAGCCGGUUUGAUCAACGAAAUUGAUUCACGUUCCCACAAUCUGACUGAAUUCGAUAUUGAAAACAUUGACGAAUGAUGAUUAAGAAAAUUGUUGUAAUGA